Molecule: messenger RNA, 1713 nt
Organism: Procambarus clarkii (red swamp crayfish)
Lineage: Eukaryota; Metazoa; Arthropoda; Malacostraca; Decapoda; Cambaridae
Product: serine/arginine repetitive matrix protein 2-like
Source: RefSeq, a predicted model, not a curated record
AUGACUUUCCAGUUGAAGCUGAGGGCGUGGGACGACAGGUCUAGAAGAGGGAAUGGCACCGGAGUUGAGCCCACGUCUCUUCCCACGUCUCCCACGAGAGGAACCAGCGAGGAACCAGCGAGGAACCAGCGAGGAGCCAGCGAGGAACCAGCGAGGAACCAGAGGAACCAGCGAGGAACCAGCGAGGAACCAGCGAGGAACCAGCGAGGAACCAGCGAGGAACCAGGGAGGAACCAGCGAGGAACCAGCGAGGAACCAGCGAGGAACCAGCGAGGAACCAGAGGAACCAGAGAGGAACCAACGAGGAACCAGAGACGAACCAGCGAGGAACCAACGAGGAACCAGAGAGGAACCAGAGAGGAACCAGAGAGGAACCAGAGAGGAACCAGAGAGGAACCAGCGAGGAACCAGAGAGGAACCAGCGAGGAACCAGAGAGGAACCAGCGGGGAACCAGAGAGGAACUAGCGAGGAACCAGAGAGGAACCAGCGAGGAACCAGCGAGGAACCAGCGAGGAACCAGCGAGGAACCAGGGAGGAACCAGCGAGGAACCAGCGAGGAACCAGGGAGGAACCAGCGAGGAACCAGCGAGGAACCAGCGAGGAACCAGAGGAACCAGAGAGGAACCAACGAGGAACCAGAGACGAACCAGCGAGGAACCAACGAGGAACCAGAGAGGAACCAGAGAGGAACCAGAGAGGAACCAGAGAGGAACCAGAGAGGAACCAGCGAGGAACCAGAGAGGAACCAGCGAGGAACCAGCGAGGAGCCAGCGAGGAACCAGCGAGGAACCAGCGAGGAACCAGAGGAACCAGAGAGGAACCAACGAGGAACCAGAGACGAACCAGCGAGGAACCAACGAGGAACCAGAGAGGAACCAGAGAGGAACCAGAGAGGAACCAGAGAGGAACCAGAGAGGAACCAGAGAGGAACCAGCGAGGAACCAGAGAGGAACCAGCGAGGAACCAGAGAGGAACCAGCGGGGAACCAGAGAGGAACUAGCGAGGAACCAGAGAGGAACCAGCGAGGAACCAGCGAGGAGCCAGCGAGGAGCCAGCGAGGAACCAGCGAGGAACCAGGGAGGAACCAGCGAGGAACCAGCGAGGAACCACCGAGGAACCAGCGAGGAACCAGGGAGGAACCAGCGAGGAACCAGCGAGGAACCAGCGAGGAACCAGCGAGGAACCAGCGAGGAACCAGAGCGAAACAAACGAGGAACCAGCGAGAAACCGGAGAGGAACCAGCGAGGAACCAACGAGGAACCAGAGAGGAACCAGUGAGGAACCAGAGAGGAACCAGAGAGGAACCAGCGAGGAACCAGCGAGGAAUCAACGAGGAACCAGAGAGGAACCAGCGAGGAACCAGAGAGGAACCAGCGAGGAACCAGAGAGGAACCAGCGAGGAACCAGAGAGGAACCAGCGAGGAACCAGCGAGGAACCAGAGAGGAACCAGAGAGGAACCAGAGAGGAACAAGCGAGGGACCAGAGAGGAACCAACGAGGAACCAAAGAGGAACCAACGAGGAACCAGAGAAGGAACCAGCGAGGAACCAGAGAGGAACCAGCGAGGAACCAGAGAGGAACCAGCGAGGAACCAGAGAGGAACCAGCGAGGAACCAACGAGGAACCAGCAAGGAACCAACGAGGAACCAGGCCGCCUGAGCAUGCACCUAGGGGGGUCCUGGGCCACUUUCCUGCCAGCCGACGCCUCUUGA